AUGACACUACCGAGGUUUACAAAUUAUUCCAUAUUGAAUUAUGCUGCAUUCAAUUAUGCUGGUUUUGCUUGUAUCUCAAUCAUUGUAUUUCUAUCAUCCACUCAACCCUUUUUCAUUACUGAAGUAAUAGGUAUCAAGCCAGGUCAUGAUAGUAAAAUAGGAAGUUUAAUAGGACUAUUGGGGUUUGCAGAUGAAUUAACAUCAAUGAUAUCAUCUCCCUUGUUAGGAACUUUAAACGAUAAAUUAAACAGUCGAGGAAUGAAUGGUAGUCGAAUUAUACAAAGUUCAAGUUUCUUAAUUAUUGCAUUGGCAUUAUUUGGAUAUGGCGUAUUGAGUAGGAACUUAGUACCUGAUUUAUUUAUAUUUAGAUGUAUUUUUGCAAUUGGAGUAACUGGUUGUAUGAGUAUGGUUACUGUGCUAUUGAAUGAGUUAAGCUUCUCCGAUUUUACAUUUAGGAAAUUCAUUCCUGGUUCCAUUAUUGAUGAAUCACAAGAAGAAGAAACAACGCAGCAAAAGAGAAAUGGAAGAUUCGCGGCCCUAAUGGGUAUAAGUACCGGUCUUGGUGCUAUAUUUGCAGUAUCUACAUUUGUCCCCCUUCCAGUCAAACUCACUGACCUUUUCCCUAAAUUGGAUUUGGAAGAUGGCUUGAAAUACUCGUAUAUCAUUGUAAUGUUGUUUUCGAUCCUUUCUUUCAUAUUCUUGAUAAAUUCACUUUAUCAAUCCACCAAUUCCAGAUCCGAAAUCAAACCAGAAGGAUAUUGCCAUUUAUUAAAGCGCGGGUUGAAAUUCUCGAAAUCAAAUAAACUGGCGCAAUUAGCCUAUUUAGGGGCAUUUGUUGCCAGAUCAACCACGGUUGCAACUUCAAUUUUUAUACCAUUAAUGGUAUAUGAAUGGUAUUACAAUAUUGGUCAAUGUGAUUCCGAUACCACCUGGGAUGGGAAAUUGACAUGUCAUGACGGAUAUGUAUUUUCGGCUAUCUUGACAGGUGUCGCUCAAACAGUUGCGCUUGUUUCCGCUCCUAUUUGGGGUAUGCUUAUUGACUCUUCAAGGGUUGGUAAGUAUACUACAUUAUUAAUUGCAUCGAUAGUCGGAGUAAUUGGAAAUUUUACCCUCAGUUUGUUGAAUGAUAAUUAUCACUCCUACAAUCCAAAAACAAUCACUUGUUUUAUCUCAGUUAGUAUAAUUGGAUUGUCACAAAUUGGAUUAAUCAUUAGUAGUAUGAGUAUCUUAAGUGGAAUAUCUAAUGUUCAUGAAAUUAUGGGGUCCCUAAGUGGAUUAUAUAGUUUCAGUGGAGGGAUUGGAAUCAUGAUCUUGACAUUGUUGGGAGGAUCAUUAAGUGAUUAUUGGAUCCUCGGACCAUUUUUUGUAUUGGGAAAUUUUAAUAUGAUAUUGCUAGUUGUAUGUGGAUACUAUAUAUAUGAACAAAGGAAUCCUGAACCCCAAGAACCUGACGAUGAAUCAACUUCAUUGCUUCCAUAG
Messenger RNA from Hemisphaericaspora subhashii, 1479 nucleotides. RefSeq lists its product as uncharacterized. Lineage: Eukaryota; Fungi; Ascomycota; Pichiomycetes; Serinales; Debaryomycetaceae. The transcript has a single exon. The record is from RefSeq and is a predicted model, not a curated record. Gene Ontology annotation, biological process: transmembrane transport. The coding region runs from base 1 to 1479 and encodes 492 amino acids. Gene Ontology annotation, molecular function: transmembrane transporter activity.